This is a messenger RNA of Toxorhynchites rutilus septentrionalis, 2882 nucleotides long. It is a transcript of the gene Ctl1, whose product is annotated as choline transporter-like 1. Bases 158 to 2221 code for a protein of 687 amino acids. The record is from RefSeq and is a predicted model, not a curated record. Gene Ontology annotation, biological process: transmembrane transport. The transcript has 6 exons. Lineage: Eukaryota; Metazoa; Arthropoda; Insecta; Diptera; Culicidae. Gene Ontology annotation, cellular component: membrane. Gene Ontology annotation, molecular function: transmembrane transporter activity.
CCGAAAACCGACGCCAUCAAAACAAUAAACAUCUUUGCACCGCAGAAGUAAGUGCACAGGCAAGUGAAUCGCGUCACCCGUAUGGAAUUUUAUUCGUAGUGGCUAAUUAUUUCCUCUGUAGAAAACAGACAUAUUGUUCUGUUAAACAAGACCAUCAAUGGGUUGUUUCGAAAGCAAACCAUCCGAGCAGCAUCAGCCAACUGCCGUGCGAGGCUGCACCGAUAUUUUUUGGCUCAUCGUUUACGUUCUAUUUUGGAUUGCUUUGCUUGUUAUUGCAGUGUUCUCCUUUGUUUACGGCAACCCACUGCGUAUCAUCAAUGGCUACGACUCAUUCGGUAACACAUGUGGCGUCAAGAGUAACGAAAAAUUCUCCCACUUCCCGCUUUCCGGGAUGAACACACUGGACAAACCGUACUUGUUUUUCUUGGAUAUCAAAGAAUUGCGCCAAUCGCUGAAAAUCUGUGUGAAGGAGUGCCCCAAUAGAGACAUCGCCAAUGCGAUGGAGCUGUAUAGAUACUACGAAGAACGUGAUGCCAAGUUUUGCCGAUAUGAUUUUAACAUGAGUUUACUGACGACGCAAGAAGCAACCGGCCCAAAAUAUUUCGCUUUCGCAGGACCAUGUCCCAAGCUUCCAGUUUACGAAGGCCGGCCGGUACUCCAUCGUUGUAUACCCACCGGCAAAAAUGCCCCACUGAGUCAGGUUAAGGAUAUGUAUGCACUGUUCAAUUCUUGGGGAGCAGCACAGCAGCUAUUUAGCGAUAUUUACAAAACGUGGCCCAUCAUCGUGCUGAUAUGCGGAUUGAGUUUAAUAUUCUCGAUUAUUUUGAUAACGAUGCUUCAUUGGCUGACUUCCAUUAUAUCGUGGUUGAUUUGCAUCUUUGUCGCUGUUGCUAGCAUUGGACUCACUGGGAUCCUCUGGUGGAGCUACUAUAAGGCCAAACAUAGUCUGGAUACCGAUCCCAAGUUGUCAUAUUUGGAGGAGUUGGUUCGGAAUGAGACCACAAUUUACGUGAUUGCGAUCCUCGCCACGUUCAUAAUGAUCAUCUUGCUAGUGAUAAUUUACUAUUUGCGCGAGAAAAUCAGCGGAUUGGCGGCUCUGUUCGAGGAAGCGGGUAAAUGUAUGCUGGAAAUUCCUGGUCUUGCCGGGCCUCCUGUGCUAGCGUUUAUUGCACUGUGCAUAUUUCUUUCCUUCUGGGUGGUGGUGGUUGUUUGUUUGGCUACCGCUAAUUAUCCGAAUGUGCGACCUUUGUUACCAUUUACUCAGCUAAAGGAGAAUCCCAACAAGAGCGAUAGUGCGGCCAGAUCAGAUGGAACCGUAAAUAACAACACCUAUAAGUCGUUCGAUCUGGUUGAAUACCCCGAAGCGGACUACCUUCGCCACAUGUUAUGGAUCUACAUCAUCGGUCUCGUUUGGACGACGGAGUUCAUUUUCGCCUGCCAACAGCUAGCAAUCGCCGGAGCUGUUGCUUACUGGUACUUCCGCAAACCCACCGACACCCCAGUGAUUCAUGCCAUUGGCAAACUGAUCAAAUACCAUCUCGGUUCCGUCGCCAAGGGAUCGUUUAUCAUCACACUGUUUAAAAUUCCAAGAUUAAUAUUGACGUAUCUAUAUGCCAAACUAAAACGCCACCAACAGGAAGGAUCGGAAUGUGCCAGCUGCUGUCUGAAGUGUUGCAUUUGCAGCUUCUGGCUUUUGGAGACAUUUAUUCGGUAUCUGAACCACAACGCUUACACCGUGAUCGCGAUUGAAAGUGUCAAUUUCUGUCCGGCUGCAAAAAUUGCCUGGAACGCAUUGGUCACAAACGCUCUUCAAGUGGCCACAAUCAACGGAAUCGGUGACUUUGUUUUGUUCCUGGGAAAACUGGCUGUGGCCACUCUUUGCGGUUUGAUUAGCAUUUUGAUGUUGAGAGACAAGCCGGACGUGAAUUUUUACAUCGCUCCGGUUAUAAUAAUAACGAUCUUCUCCUUCUUCAUUGCUCAUAUCGUGUUAUCACUGUACGAGAUGGUCGUGGAUACACUUUUCCUUUGCGUUUGUGAGGACAAGACCAUCAACGGCAAUUCGGGCCGAUGGAAGGAAAGUAAUUUGGCUCGGCUGCUUGGUGAGGAUCCUGAAACUGACGCUGUGGAAGCACCGAUGCAAAAUGUCGAAUUGACUCCCAUAACGAAGCAACCGUUCUCCGUGCAGAGUUUACAAAUGACUGAGAUCGAUAACAAGGCUUAAAUACUGCGGCAGGUUUACCUCAGCUAAAAGUAGGACCAUUCAAGCACAAAAAAAGACGAUAGAAUGUUAACAAUUCUACAAACACUACAUAAUGCCGUCGUCGUGCGGGUGGGUUUCCACCACUCGUAAAAUCAAAUCGCACAUCGUCUCGAAUGUUUAAACUACUAAAUGUGCUUUCAUAUUGUGCUUCAAAUGGGGAACAAAGAUUCGUUUGUUGUUAAAGUUCUCAUUUGUCUAGGAAUUAGUGUUCACUAACGAGAAAGCGUUGAGCACCGAACGUAUAUUUACAGUAAAAAGUAUUUUGUCUGUUGGAACUUAAUCCUUCCAACGUUUUGUGAGAUGUUUAUCUAUUUAAUAAAAAUCAUAAGCGCAUUAAUUACUCGGGUUAGCUCAAACAUUUUUAAUCAUCAUAUAUGUAUAUUACGUAUUUAUUCGAGAAAUUCCAACCGUAAUUUCGUCUGUAGAAUGAGAAUCAUUUCGCAUCACCUCGGAGCUAGUUCGGUUACUCAGAUGAUCACGUGGUUGUACGAUAAGAAUUUUUUAAAAGCUUUUAUUCAGAUAUUGAUCACAAGAUCACUAUGUAAGUGCUAUACACGGCAGCAAAGCAGAGAUGAGGAUGUUUUAUGUUAUAAUAUAUACACGAUGAAAUGUAACACAAUAA